Messenger RNA from Penicillium paradoxum, 1704 nucleotides. RefSeq lists its product as uncharacterized. Gene Ontology annotation, biological process: N-glycan processing. Lineage: Eukaryota; Fungi; Ascomycota; Eurotiomycetes; Eurotiales; Aspergillaceae. Gene Ontology annotation, cellular component: glucosidase II complex. The transcript has 3 exons. Bases 1 to 1704 code for a protein of 567 amino acids. The record is from RefSeq and is a predicted model, not a curated record.
AUGAGACUUCCUCAGUCGUUAUUGUUGAUGGCCGCCGCUGGGUCGGCGGCCCAGGCUAGUAGUGACAAGCCUGCGCGUCCCCGUGGCGUGGGCCCCGAAUUUGCCAAAUUCUACCAGGACGCCACCACAUUCACCUGUAUCUCGAAUCCCUCGGUCAAAAUCCCCUUCUCGGCCGUCAACGAUGACUUCUGUGACUGUCCCGAUGGAAGUGACGAGCCGGGGACGGCUGCCUGCUCACAUAUCUCGCGCAAUUCCCCGCCGACGGUGGCCGACCGCCCUGGGAACAACGAUUUGGACAUCGCACUUGCCCUCCCGGGAUUCUACUGCAAAAAUAAGGGCCACCGGCCAUCAUACAUCCCGUUCCAGCGUAUCAACGAUGGUGUCUGUGAUUAUGAGCAGUGUUGUGAUUGUAGCGACGAGUGGGCUCGCGUUGGGGGCACGAAGUGUGAAGACCGUUGCAAGGAAAUCGGCAAGCAAUGGCGGAAGCAGGAGGAGCAGAACCAAAAGUCUAUGACUGCUGCGCUGAGGAAGAAGAAGGAUCUUCUCGUUGAUGCAGCUCGCCAGCAGCAGGAGAUUGAGGACCAUAUCGUCCGGCUAGAGGCUGAAAUUCAAGGCGCAGAGGUCAAGGAACAAAAUCUCGAGGCUGAACUGAAGCUCGCCCAGGAGCAGGACCGCAAAGUGGUCCGUACUGGGAAGGGUAAAGGCAAGGUCAGUGCCCUUGCAAAUCUUGCCAAGGGUCGUGUUGAUGAGCUACGCAAUGCGUUGGUUGAUGUGCGCCGCCAGCGGGAUGAAAUCCGCGGGCAGGCAAAGGAGCUUGAGGAUAUUCUGGCCAAGUUCAAGGUGGAAUAUAACCCCAACUUCAAUGAUGAAGGUGUCAAGCGCGCUGUCCGCAGCUAUGAGGACUAUGCUGCUCGUGAACAAACCUCUGAGGGCGGAAAUGGUGCUGUGGAGCGUGACUUGGACGAGAUUCUCAAGGCCGAUGGCGCAGAUAAUGGUGUUAACUGGGAGCACUGGGAAAAUGAGGAGGAUGGUUGCAAUGAUGCGGAUCUAGUGUACAAACUGGCUGCUUAUCUCCCGCCUUCGCUUGUUAGCUUUAUUGAAGACAAGAUCGUCUCUGCUAGGAGCUUCCUUGAGGAUCAGGGCAUUUUGCCCAAAGCCAACGGGGACUCUUCCUCGGAAUCCAAGGCUGUGACCCAGGCACGGGACGCACUCAAGGCCGCCCAAGACUCUGUUUCAAGUCUCAAAAACAAGCUGCGCGAUCAGCGUGCCGACCUUGAGCAGGACUACGGUCCUGCUUCCAUCUUCCGCGCACUUAAAGGGGUGUGCAUCUCUCUGGAUGCGGGUGAGUACACCUAUGAGCAUUGCUUCCUCGAGUCAACGAAACAGAACCAGCGGAAGGGAGGCAAUUCCGUGUCUAUGGGUCGAUUCUCCAAAGUUGGAACUACGAGCGUGGAAGAGGUUAAUGAGGCUGGCGAUGUCAUCAACAUCGAGAAGACCGUGAUCGAGUACGAUCGCGGCCAGUCUUGCUGGAAUGGACCUAGCCGGUCUACCAAGGUCAUUUUAGAGUGUGGUGAGGAGAAUAAGAUCCUGAAAACAGCAGAAGAGGAAAAGUGCGUGUACUCGAUGCUUGUUACCUCGCCAGCUGCUUGUGCCGGUGGUGAGGAGGCAGGCAACGCUGCUCCUCGCUCGAAAGACGAGCUGUGA